Messenger RNA from Prunus mume (Japanese apricot), 1790 nucleotides. RefSeq names its product Tetratricopeptide repeat (TPR)-like superfamily protein. Gene Ontology annotation, molecular function: protein binding. The record is from RefSeq and is a predicted model, not a curated record. NCBI's taxonomy places the organism in Eukaryota, Viridiplantae, Streptophyta, Magnoliopsida, Rosales, Rosaceae.
UAUAUAUUCCUGGGUAAAGGGUUUCCGGAUACGGAAAAUCCCGGGAAAUGGUUUCCUAUAUUUAUGCUCCGCUCUGACCCCCAAAAAAAAAAAAAAAAAAAAAAAAGUUUGCACCGCGACAAAACCAACUCCUAAAACCCUAAAAUUUCAGAAGCAAGCAACAAGUCUUUCAUCCAAAACCCGAAACAGCAAAACCCUGAAAAUGUCAUCUUCAAUUCCUCUCCGCCAUCUCCGCCAGCUCUCCACCACCGCUAAGUCUUCAAUCUCCAUCUCACAAGCGAAGUCCAAGCUCCGAACAGAGUAUGACCCUGACAAAGCCCUAGAGAUUUACUCCUCUGUCUCCGAACACUACGCGUCUCCUACCUCCUCUCGCUAUGCUCAGGACCUCACCGUUCGUCGCCUCGCGAAGUCUCAUCGCUUCGCCGACAUCGAAAAAUUCAUUGAAUCUCACAAAAAUGACCCGAAAAUCACCCAAGAGCCUUUCUUGUGCACCCUCAUCCGAUCGUACGGCCGUUCCGGCAUGUUCGACCACGCAAUGAGGACCUUUGAUCAAAUGGACCAGCUGGGUACUCCGAGAUCUUCACUAUCCUUCAAUGCUCUGUUGACUGCGUGCACCAAUUCGAAACAGUUCGAAAAAGUCCCCCAUCUGUUCGAUGAAAUUCCCAACAAGCAUGGUGUCUCCCCGGAUAAAGUGUCGUAUGGUAUAUUAAUCAAGUCGUAUUGCGAGGCUGGUAAGCCCGAGAAGGCGAUUGAGACUCUGAGGUUGAUGGAGGAGAAGGGUAUUGAGAUAACUGCAGUGACGUUCACCACAAUAUUCAAUGCUCUGUAUAAGAAAGGCAAUGGUGAAGAGGCUGAGAACUUCUGGAAUGAGAUGGUGAAGAAGGGUAUUGAGGUUGAUGCUGCCGCUUAUAAUGUUAAGAUUAUGUAUGUCCAUGGCGGGAACCCCGACAAUGUGAAAGCCUUGAUCGAAGAAAUGGCGAAUGCCGGGCUGAAACCCGACACUAUUAGUUACAAUUACUUGAUGACUUGUUAUUGCAGGAAUGAGAUGAUGGAAGAAGCUGUCAAGGUUUAUGAGGGGUUGGAGGGAAAUGCUUGUAAUCCGAAUGCUGCAACUUUUAGGACUUUGAUAUUUUAUCUGUGUAGUAGUGAGGAUUAUGAUAAGGCGUAUAAGAUUUUCAAGAGGAGUGUGGAGGUGCAUAAGAUCCCCGACUUUAAUACGAUGAGACAUUUGGUUGAAGGAUUGGUGAAGAAGAAGAAGAUGAAGGAGGCCAAGGGAUUGAUACGCACAAUUAAGAAGAAGUUCCCUCCUAAUGUUUUGGUUGCCUGGAAGAAAGUGGAGGAGGGUCUUGGUUUGACUUCUUCUGAUAGGAAUGCUUCUUCAGUUCCUGAUGACGACGAGGCUAAGGAGGCUACAGCAUAGUUAUUAGCGGGAUUCUGGUUGGUCUUGUGCUGAAUGUGUUGAUUACUUCAUCUGCGGCCGCCCGAGUUGAUCUAGUGAAACCGUGAGCAAGGAUGCCAAUUUUCCGCGGAAGCAAGUUUGAAGCUUUUGGAAAUUGUAAUGCUGUAAAAGCUGCAAUUUUGAUUUUUAUGUUAGUUUUCUACUCUGUUUUCUGCUAUUUGGUUGAAUCUGUUCACCUAUUGUAGUGCUAGUAAAAAUUCCUUGGCUCAUCUGGCAUUUAGUAAGAUUUCAGAGCCCUUGUUCAAGCUGUCUUGUAUCCAGAUAGGGAAGCAGGCGUAUUUUAUUACUUUUUAUCCUGCUUAUGCCAUAGCCAGUAUGAGGAUUCUGUUCA